This is a messenger RNA of Cercocebus atys (sooty mangabey), 6425 nucleotides long. RefSeq names its product phosphoinositide-3-kinase, regulatory subunit 6 (gene PIK3R6). Gene Ontology annotation, molecular function: 1-phosphatidylinositol-3-kinase regulator activity. NCBI's taxonomy places the organism in Eukaryota, Metazoa, Chordata, Mammalia, Primates, Cercopithecidae. Gene Ontology annotation, biological process: positive regulation of MAP kinase activity; G protein-coupled receptor signaling pathway. The record is from RefSeq and is a predicted model, not a curated record. Gene Ontology annotation, cellular component: phosphatidylinositol 3-kinase complex, class IB. The coding region runs from base 3788 to 6046 and encodes 752 amino acids. The transcript is spliced from 20 exons.
AGAGAGAGAGAGAAGUGGGGAGUUAAGAAUUGGAAUGGAAUUGAAGUGCUCUAAAUGCAUGUCAAAGACAAUUCAGGUAUGUCUGUGAAAAAAUCCGAGAUGGAGGAACCAGCACUCGUGAGUCAGGGUCAUGUGGGGAGAAGAGAGAAAGGAAAAAGCACAAAACUCCACCAUAUUCCAGGCUGCCCGCUCCAAUGGCACGGCUUCGAGGAGGGACGUCGGGAUCCUCUGAACUAUCCACAGAGGAUUUUUGAAUAGUUUGCCAAGAGAUGUGUGAUGUACUCUCCCUUCAUCCUCCCGCAUAAUCUUUAGUAAAUUCGACUUUGCUUAUUAGUAUUACAUGUAAGUGGAUUCCUUAGAAAACAGGAAUGACAAAUUCUGCUGCCUUCAAUGCUGAAUAAUCCCAGAGCAGCUCCCAUGGUGGGCGGCACUGCAGGCGAGGACACAAGCGACCCUGGGGACCUCCUGUUCUAAGCAAGUAAUUCUUGCCUGACUCCAAUACUGUGGUCCUGCAGACCUCCCCAAUGCCAGUAUCUGGCCCCCCUCACCCAUGGCUCAGUCCACAGUGGCAAGAAUAUUCAAUUUUGGUUUAAAGUUCUCAGUGGCUUUGUCAUGGACUGGAAAAUGGAUGAGGAUGGAAUAGAAGCAGUGGUUCAUCUGUAGAGAAAGUAACUUUGUAACCCCAAGGCGAGUUAUGUGAACAGACUUCCAAACACCCGGGCUGAGAUAGAGGAACCUGAGGAGAGGCCAUUGCAGCUAUGCCCAGAAGGGUUACCAGGAGUGGGGACCCUCACUUGGCAGAGGAGGGUGGCAGAGGGAGGAGGAGGAGGAGUGGCAAUAGAUGGUGAGCCUUCUGCUUCUGUAUCUUGGGCAUUGAUCAUUCCGGGGGGGUCUUUGCCUCCAUUUACUGACCAGGUCAUCUGAGACCUAGUACAAUGAAACCAGGGAACCCUAAUUUUUACAGUUCUGAUGCUGAUGGAUCGUUUGCCUUUUGGCAGGGAAACAGGGGGCUGCUCUUGGGAGAUUGGCGCAGAUGAGAAACCUGGUAAGAGCACAGCCUGGAAAACUCAGAUUAAGCAAAUCCUAAGAACAUGGUCUGGAGAGGAAAGACAUGGUUGAAAUUGGUCAAAGGGGUAGUGCUGCCUUGCCUUGGUGACGGUAGGGACGGUGCACUGGGGACUGUGGGGGAACUUCGUCCUUCCUAUCGUCACCUCCUCCUCCCACUGUCCUUUGUUCCUGGCUGGCUAUCAGCAGUGUGCACUCAAAAAUGAAAGCACCCUAGCUCUUCUUUGCAAGGGACAGCUCUGGGGGCUCUCUGUGGUCACCAAGCUGCCCCCUCCAUGGCUACCAGAGCCAAUGCAGUUGCAGAAAUGGCAGCUGAUGAUAAGGCAGCAAUGCACCCACAAGAAGUGACCUCAGCUUGUGAUUUCCGAUUCCGUUAAAGUCAAGGCUGAUAAGGAAAGGGGCUGCCCAGGGUGGCCACACUGCCCGGGUGCUGCUGAGUCUGGAACCUGCAGGGGCUGAGUUCUUGGUCCUUUAUUCUGUCCUGGGCAUAUUCAUUUCCUUCAUUCAGUCACCCAUUUGCUUCACAAAUAAGCCAAGCAUUCUCUUAACACUCUUUCACCCUGUGAUGGAUGGAAUAAUGAACAACACCCUAGCCCCUGCUCCUUCAGAACUCACUGAGGGAGGGAGGAGGAACAAGGCAGACAUGUGAGCUGAGAACAUUAAUACGAAGAUGCGAGAUAGAAUGUGACUUCAGUCACACGAAGGGGACAGAAAAGAAGCAGCUGUGGGAGGAAGGCAUAGCUGUAGAGUAAAUGAUUUACAUUUCUGGACUUUUUUUCCAAAUAGCUUCCUCUGCAAAAUGAGGGGUCAGCAUAGAACCUAGUCAAGCCCCUACAGAAAAAGAUCAGUGACUUCACAGCCCCAAAGCUCUUUGGGUUGAGUUAAGUGACAAACUCCAACAGGCUUAAUCCAAAAAAGAAUGGAAUUUAUUGGAUCAUAUACAAUGAACAGUCCAAGAGUAGAUUUAGCACCAGAAUUUCAGGCAUAGCUGGAUCCAGCACUCAAACCAUGCUGUCAGCAAUCUGUCACUUUCUAGAGCCAUUUACCCAUUAGGCCCAAUGGGUUGACAGCACAGAAUCUGCGAGUUUUUCGAAGCUCUAGAAAUGUGUCAGAGACUCUCCCAAAUAGUGUUUGGCUUCAAAAUGUGAAAAAAAGAAAGAAAAUGACAAAAUAGCAAACGUGUCACCAUGCAGUUGAUCGACUUCCCCCAGAAGCUCUACUGUCCCUGCCCGGCACUGCUGUCUCCUAAUUGCCAAGGACAGCAGAUGCUUUUUCAUUCUCUUCACCUGUGUCCUCUCUGCAAUCAUUGACAUUGUUGACCAUCAUCCCCUCCUUGGCAUUCUGUCUUCUGCCAGCGUCCCUGGCACUCCACUUUCUUCCUGCCUCUUAGGCUUGGUUUUUGUUCUUCUCUGAUAAAUAACAAAUGACAAGGGGCGAGCCAGGAGAAGGGCUGGGAAGCGAUUCCCACAGCCUGGAUCGUUAAGAGACUGCAGUACUUCUGGGAGGGGCUGGAGUGAGGGAUAAAGCAUGAGGUUGGAGUUUAGGGAGGGACCAGAUCAAGAAGGGUCUGGCAAGUCACACUGAGGAGUUUGGUCAUUCUCUUUAAAGUUAUAAGGGGCCAUUGAAGGUUGUAGCAGGACCGUAACAUGAAGAAAUUUGUGUUUCACUCUUAGAGACCUUUGGUUGUGGGGUGAAGGAUCUCAGGCUAUUGUGGUGUUUCAGGAGAAAGAUCAUGGUAGUCAGGUGAAACAGUGACAGCCAUAGGGAUGGAAGAAAGUGGAGGAUUCAUGAGCUAUUGACAGGGCUUGGUGCAGUUUAGACGUAACAGGUGAGGGAGAGGGAGGCAUUGAUGACACCGAGGUUGCUGAUUCUGAGGCGGGAAACAGAGAAGUGGGCUUAGAGGGGGAAAUGAUGAGCUCGGUUUGUACCUGUUGAGAUGGAGGUGCUUGAGGGACAUCUGACUGACCAUGUCCAGGAAUGGGGGAUGGUUGGUGAGUCUGGAGCUUGAGAGAGAGGUCAGGGCUCCCUGCAUCAAUCCCUCCCCCGUCAACACCAGAGGGAGUCUCUUGGGAGGUGUCCCUCCCGUCCCAUAAAAUUGGUCGCAUUCGAUCAGAAUAAAGGACCUCCAGUGACCGUGGGUGACCACAGAUGCUUCUUUAGAAAGCAGUCUCACAGCAGAACGCGUUCUGGGAGGAGCUUCGAGGGCCACAAGGAAGGGGAAGGAAGAGGAGGGGACAGAGCUGUGAGACAUCGAGCUUUCCUCUGCAGAUCUGAAGAGCACAGUCAAGACCACAGACACCCGUGGAGGCCCUCCCAAGACAUCUGCUUCUCUGGGACUGGGGGCCUUGUACAGGACUGUAGGGAGUUGGUUGAAGGACUUGGGGAGCCCAGAAGCUACCACUGAGCCAAGAACCACCUCUGUGCAGAAAAGCAACCACCUUGUUUUCUAUUCUGCUGCCUGAGACAACCACAUCCUCCUCCUACACCCAAAGGCUCCCAUGGAGAGCUCAGGAAUCUGAGACAAUUCAGAUGUAGAUUAAAUAGAAUAUAAAGCAGGAGCACCAAAAAGGAAGCAAGAAGAGAGAUCCCUGUCACAUGAGAUGAGCUCAUUUUUGAGACUGGGCCCCAAUUUGACCACGUGGAGCUGGACCUCCAGAGGAGCGUGCAGGCUGUGCUCCGGGAGCUCAGCACCCAGGCCCCUGCCCUGCAGAGCAACCAAGGCAUGUGGAGAUGGUCCCUGCACAAGAAGGUCGAGCGAGAUCCUGGUAAGAGCCCGGCGCUGGUCCGCAUUCUGCUCAGAGAACUGGAGAAGGCGGAAAGCGAGGACCUCCGGCAUGUCAUCAUUCCCUUGCUGCACACUGUAAUGUACGUGCUCACCAAGGCCACAGGAAUCACAGAGGAGCUCUACCAGAGAAUCUACGCCUUUUGCACGAGGUUACUGACCCUGCCCACCCCCUACUGCACAGUCGCCUUGGACUGCGCGAUAAGGCUGAAAACAGAGACGGCCGUCCCAGGGACCCUCUACCAAAGGAUGGUCAUUGCCGAACAGAACUUGAUGAAUGAACUGUAUCCCUACCAGGAGAGAGUGUUCCUCUUCGUGGAUCCCGAGCUGGUGUCUGCCUCCGUGUGCAGUGCUCUGCUACUGGAGAUCGAAGCGGCCCAGGAGCAGCAGACACCAGAGGCCUGCAUGCGCCACGUGGUCUCCCACGCCCUGCAGGCGGCUCUGGGGGAAGCCUGUCACGCAGGCGCUCUGCACAGGAAGCUGCAGGCCAGCCCUCGCCGCACCCUGGAGCAGUAUUUCCACGCCGUGGUGGCCGCCGUGGAGCAGAUGGCCAGUGAGGCCAGCCCGAGCCGGGAGGGACACGUGGAGAGGCUGGAGGAGAUUUACUGCUCGCUGCUGGGGCCCGCGGCGGGGCGCAGAGGUGGUGACCCUAUCCAAGAGCGGCCACCAAGCAUUCCCCUGCCCAGCCCCUACAUCACCUUCCACCUGUGGACCGGCGAGGAGCAGCUCUGGAAGGAACUGGUGCUCUUCCUCCGCCCAAGAUCCCAGCUGUGCCUCAGUGCUGACUUGGAGGUCUUGGAUCUGCAGGGCCUCCGGCCAGACCGGGAGUUGGCCCGGGUUUCCGUGCUGUCCACGGACAGCGGCAUCGAGCGGGACCUUCCCCCGGGGGCUGAUGAGCUGCCUGCACCCAGCAGCCCUGAGAUGGAGCGAGCUGGGCUGCAGCGCAAAGGCGGCAUCAAGAAGCGUGCGUGGCCUCUGGACUUCUUGAUGCCUGGCGGCUGGGACGGGCCCCCAGGGCUGCACCGGAGGACAGGCAGGCCCAGUGGGGAUGGGGAAGUGCUGCCCGGUGUCUCCCGGCUGCACACAGCCCGGGUACUUGUGCUGGGAGACGACAGGAUGCUGGGGCGCCUGGCCCAGGCCUACCACAGACUCAGGAAACGGGAGACCCAGAAGUUCUGCCUCACUCCCAGACUCAGCCUGCAGCUCUACUACAUCCCCGUGCUGGCACCUGAGAAGCCUGCAGCAUCCAGGCAGCCAGAGCUGGGAGAGCUGGCUACAUUCCUGGGCCGCGCAGACCCGUGGUACCAGAGCAACGUCAACACGCUGUGCCCCGCCAUCCACAAGCUGGCUGAGAUGCCUCCUUCCCUGGACUCAUCCCAGACUGUGGACCCCUUCAUCCUAGACGUCAUCACCUACUACAUCCGCAUGGGCACCCAACCCAUCUAUUUCCAGAUCUACACAGUCAAGAUCUUCUUCAGUGACCUGAGCCAAGACCCUACCGAGGACAUCUUCCUCAUUGAGCUGAAGGUGAAGAUCCAAGAUUCUAAAUUCCCCAAAGGCCUUGCUCAGCCACCGGCCCCGAGAGGUCACCGUUUCCCUGAGGGCCACUGGGCUGGUCCUGAAGGCCAUUCCAGCCAGCGACACAGAAGUUUCAGGGUCUCGCCAUUGCCCGCUGCCUGCUGCUCCUGUCACAGACCACACAUGUCUGAAUGUCAGCGUGACAGAGGUUGUCAAGUCCUCCAACUUGGCGGGAAAGUCCUUCUCUAUGGUGACCAACACCUUCAGGACGAACAAUAUCCAGAUCCAGAGCCAGGACCAGAGGCUGCUGACAUUGUCACUGGACAAGGACGAUCAACGCACUUUCAGGGACGUGGUCAGAUUCGAGGUUGCUCCCUGCCCAGAACCAUGUUCCGGGGCCCAGAAGUCCAAGGCGCCGUGGCUCAGUUUGCACGGGCAACAGGAGAUGGAAGCGACCAGAGCCACACCCAAGCCCCUUCUGAUGCCCAUCAACACAUUCUCUGGCAUUGUCCAGUGAGCCUGCAGGGACUACAGGCCCAGGAGGAGGGAUGCACUACCCCACCAACCCCAAACACUCACACCAACAGCCAGAGCAAGGCCCAGCUCCACACGGCAGCUUUGGCCUUGACCAGGAGCCAGCGAGUGCCUGGGAGCACAGGGAGCCUGCCGUGGGGGCUGUGACGAGGAAGGGCCCACAUGGAGGUCUACGGAUGGUCCGGGCAAUGCCGCAGCUGCUUGAGAACACGCACACCAAGCCCAGCUUCUCAUACAAAUGUCUACGCCUUCAUUUAACUUCAAUUCCCACUUCUUCCACUGUCCUCUCCCACCCAAGCUCCCCACCCAGCCCGUAAAACCACAGUUAGAGCUGCUGUCUUGGCCAGAGCCCUGUGGCCUAGGGGAAAACGGGAAAAUGGGAAGCAGGGAACAGCAGUGGCACCACCUCCCCCGCAAGUCUCUUCCCUUCCCACUCUCAGGCCACUGCCUACCUCACCCAGUUGACGCAGGUGUUUCUAUCAGGUGGGAGAAAAAUGUCAGAUUGAAUAAAUGUACACAAAGUCUU